ACUUCCGCUUGCCUUCGGGUGUGCUGAGGUAGAUUUCUGCGUCUGCUGCCGCUCUUUCCGCCGCGCUCCAGGUAAUUUUUUCUGAAGGAAAGCUGCCUCCUCAUAUGUUUCAAGAAUGGCUCUCCCUAUCAUCGUAAAGUGGGGAGGACAAGAGUAUUCAGUGACCACACUUUCUGAAGAUGAUACUGUGCUAGAUCUCAAACAGUUUCUCAAGACCCUUACAGGAGUACUGCCAGAACGCCAAAAGUUACUUGGACUCAAAGUUAAAGGCAAACCUGCAGAAAAUGAUGUUAAGCUUGGAGCUCUCAAACUGAAACCAAAUACUAAAAUCAUGAUGAUGGGAACUCGUGAGGAGAGCUUGGAAGAUGUCUUAGGUCCACCACCUGACAAUGAUGAUGUUGUCAACGACUUUGAUAUUGAAGAUGAAGUAGUUGAAGUAGAGAAUAGGGAAGAAAACCUACUGAAAAUUUCUCGCAGAGUAAAAGAGUACAAAGUGGAAAUUUUGAAUCCUCCCAGGGAAGGGAAAAAGCUUUUGGUACUAGAUGUUGAUUACACAUUGUUUGACCAUAGGUCUUGUGCAGAGACUGGAGUAGAAUUAAUGCGGCCAUAUCUUCAUGAAUUCCUGACAUCUGCAUAUGAGGAUUAUGACAUUGUUAUUUGGUCUGCAACAAAUAUGAAGUGGAUUGAAGCUAAAAUGAAAGAACUGGGAGUGAGCACAAAUGCAAAUUAUAAGAUUACCUUCAUGUUGGACAGUGCUGCAAUGAUAACAGUGCAUACUCCAAGGAGAGGAUUAAUAGAUGUAAAGCCUCUUGGUGUUAUAUGGGGAAAGUUUUCAGAGUUUUACAGCAAAAAAAACACCAUUAUGUUUGAUGACAUAGGAAGAAAUUUUCUAAUGAACCCACAGAAUGGAUUAAAGAUAAGGCCUUUUAUGAAAGCACAUCUAAACCGGGAUAAAGACAAAGAACUUUUAAAAUUAACUCAGUACCUCAAGGAAAUAGCAAAAUUAGAUGACUUUUUGGAUCUAAAUCACAAAUAUUGGGAAAGGUAUCUUUCAAAGAAGCAAGGACAGUAGUUACAGGUUAUACUGGCAGUUAUUGGAGAUACUUGAGAUCCAUGAACUUCGUGCUUUUAUGCUAGAAAUUGUUAUUAUAGUGCUGGACACUGAAGCAAAUACCAGACUGCUUACACUUGGUCUUCCAGUUUUUUGUAAAUUUAAUUUUAUAUUUUUUGAAGAUUAUAGCAAUAUGCUAAAAAAAUUCUUUUUUCCCCUAUAUGAAUAUACUGUUACUCUUGAAAAAUAUUUUCUCCAGCAUUGAUUACUAAGUUUUCUUUCCACAAAAAAAAAAGUGGAGAAAAAUGUAUACUCAACAGUGUCAUUUUGUGAUUUUGAAGACAAGAUGUCUUGUGUUUUUGUCUCAUUAUGUUACGUCUGACUAAAUCUAAGACCAAACCUGUCUUGAAACUAGUGCUUUUCCCUUUAAAACCAAAAAAAAAAAAAAAACCUCAACCAAAAAACAAGUUUUUGAAUAAAGAACCUAGUUUGUUAUGCUUAAAAUUACCAAGAAUUUUUUUAUUCCUUUGUCAUAGAUAUAAUUUUUCUUCUGUACUUCACUAUUUACGUCUCUAAAUUCUGAGCUGUCUCAGUUUGGUCUAGAUGUGUGUCAGUGUUCUUUAAGUAAAACUGGAAAAUGUCAGUUGUGAUAUAGCUAUGUCCUAGUAUGAGAAAUAGAAAACAUAAAACUGAAGAAUAAAACUAAGUAACAAGAGUGUGUCUCUUUGGUGGCUAAGAAGCACUUCUGCCUAAAACCAUUGUCAUAAAAGCAGUUAAGGCAAUAAAUUUUAAAAUGGGACAUAUCACUGAUUCAACCCUAAAAAGCAUGAACAAAAAGUUUUUGUUCUCUUCUGACUAUAUCUUGUCUAAGUGCUUAACACUGUGUUUCAGUGAAAUUAUCUAGCCAUAAGAUUAAAAAAAUAUAUUAUUUGCAAUGCUUACGCCUGCAGAUAUGUAAUGUGACCACUGUUUUGUGUUGACAGUAUUGCUUUAUACAGUUCUUGUAUAUGAAAGGAAUCGAUCCUUUUAGAUAAACAUGGUGUAUAUUGUUCUUAUGGGACUAUUUCAGUGUUGUAAAUAAUAAAUAUCUUUUCUUAAAA
Messenger RNA from Cynocephalus volans (Philippine flying lemur), 2151 nucleotides. It is a transcript of the gene UBLCP1, whose product is annotated as ubiquitin like domain containing CTD phosphatase 1. The transcript has 11 exons. Gene Ontology annotation, biological process: protein dephosphorylation. Bases 116 to 1072 code for a protein of 318 amino acids. Gene Ontology annotation, cellular component: nucleus. The record is from RefSeq and is a predicted model, not a curated record. Gene Ontology annotation, molecular function: protein serine/threonine phosphatase activity; protein binding. Lineage: Eukaryota; Metazoa; Chordata; Mammalia; Dermoptera; Cynocephalidae.